AUGGACAACAACAACAAGCCUUCACAUGAAGAAGCCCCAGCUCUCCUCAGGGCUAUUGGGCUUGUCACAGGAGACAUGAAACUCUGCAAAGAAUGGGUGAAAAGACAGGUUUUGCCUAUCCAACUGCUGGACAGGAUUUUUCGAGGGGUGGCCCAGGUCAUGUUCGUCAACAACCCUCUCAGUGGGCUCCUCAUUACAGCUGGCCUCUUCCUGCAGAACCCCUGGUGGGCUCUGAAUGGUCUGCUGGGGACACUUAGCUCCACUGUGUCUGCCAUGUUACUGGGACAAAACAGGGAAGCCAUAUCAGUGGGUUUGCAUGGCUACAACGGAACAUUGGUUGGCAUGCUGAUGGCGGUUUUCUCUGCCAAAGGAAGCUGGUAUUGGUGGCUCUUACUACCAAAUAUCUUCAUGUCCAUGCUGUGCCCGGUGGUCUCCAGUGCUUUGUCCUCAGUUGCCAGCAAAUGGGACCUCCCAAUAUUCACCCUUCCCUUUAAUAUUCUGGUGUGUGUACAUAUUGCAGCAACAGGGACCAAUCACCUCUACUUCCCAGAGGUGGAUUUCCAGCCAAAUCACAAACUAUAUCCUUCUCAUGAUUCCACCCAAAGCCUCAAUAUCUCUCAGCUCUUCCUGUCAGUGCCAGUUGGUGUUGGCCAGGUGUAUGGCUGCGACAGUCCUUGGACGGGAGGGCUCAUCCUUCUGGCCUUGCUGCUUUCCUCACCAGCUAUCUGUUUCCACGCCCUGUUGGGUUCAGCUGCUGGCAUGCUGUCUGGUGUCUUUUAUGUCUUAACAUGGCAAACCCAUAUUCUAGCUGUAACAUGUGCUCUUUUCUGCGCAUACAUGACUGCAGCAAUCUCCAAACUGAUGUCUGUGCUUGCAUUACCGGCAUGCACGUGGCCUUUCUGCCUGUCGACUCUCAUCUUCCUCCUCAUUUCCUCUGAGAUCCGAGCCAUCUGCAGACUGCCUCUGUCUGUGGUCUCCUACCCCGAGGAAAAUCGGCGCUACCAGAGACGAUUAGAGGCAUCAGAGAAAGCUCAGCAGAGUCAGCAGAGUGGCGGCCAAGAGGAGGCCCAGAAGAAGGAGAAUGGAGGGAUGAGUGUCCAGUUGGAGGUGGAGAAGGGCUGCAGUGAGUGAAUAUGAUGCCAUGGAAAUGCUCCUUAUUUCUACCUUUGUGGAUGUUAAAGUCUUGUGAAUGAAGGAAUAAUAUGGGUUUAUACUGUUUUGGCAUUUUCUCUGUUAUAUAACAGUAUGUGUUAUAUAAAAUGACUGGCACUGCAACAA
Notolabrus celidotus (New Zealand spotty) is the source of this 1278-nucleotide messenger RNA. RefSeq names its product urea transporter 2-like. The coding region runs from base 1 to 1131 and encodes 376 amino acids. Gene Ontology annotation, molecular function: urea transmembrane transporter activity. NCBI's taxonomy places the organism in Eukaryota, Metazoa, Chordata, Actinopteri, Labriformes, Labridae. Gene Ontology annotation, biological process: urea transmembrane transport. Gene Ontology annotation, cellular component: membrane. The transcript is spliced from 9 exons. The record is from RefSeq and is a predicted model, not a curated record.